AUGAGGAAUAUCAAAACUAUCGUGGUCGUAUGUUUGGUUGUGUUUGUGGUUUCGCUUAUUGUGGGAUACACCAAGUGGAACAUGAUACCGUCGUCAUCCCCUUCACCGAUCAAUAAGUAUGACUUAAGGAUACUGGUAAUCGUAUACAACCGUGCUCAAUCAAUGUUACGUCUGCUAAAUUCUAUCAAAGAGGCCAAUUUUGAUGGUGAUAACGUCAAACUGGAGGUGUGGAUUGACAGAUCGAAGGCAGGGGUUGUGGAUACAUUAACAGGAAAAACUGCGGAAGAGUUUGUAUUCAUGCACGGCCAUUAUGAGGUCUUAAAACAUUCACAGCAUGUCGGAAUAUACGGACAAUGGUUUGCGACGUGGAAACCAAGAGCGAACAGUUCUGAAAUCGCCAUGAUUCUUGAGGUUGACUUGACAGUUACUUUUCAUUUUUACAAAUACUUGAAAUUAGUGCAUAGUAAAUAUGACAACAUACCUGAAAUAAAGUUUAAGUACUUAAAGUGCUUUAAAAAUUGGUUUGCACAAGUGAAUCAAGACAAGACAUUUCAGCCGUACGUUGUCGGAAAUGUGGUUACCGUGUGGUAUAAGACGUUCCAGGCCCAGGGACACAAAGGUUUGACCGCUAAUUGGUUGGAGGCUGGGUUACACUAUUCUGGAAAUGCAAGCAAGCCAUCCGAUUACGAAAACCUUCCAGAUCAACCAAAACACAUUGACCUGAAGGGAGUUGUUCAAUAUUAA
Mya arenaria is the source of this 744-nucleotide messenger RNA. RefSeq lists its product as uncharacterized. Lineage: Eukaryota; Metazoa; Mollusca; Bivalvia; Myida; Myidae. Bases 1 to 744 code for a protein of 247 amino acids. The record is from RefSeq and is a predicted model, not a curated record. The transcript is spliced from 4 exons.